GCAGCUCAACUCUUCAGGGAAUCUGACACAUGCAGCAACCUGUCCCGUCAAAUCCCGCCAGAUCACCAUCUUCAACGCAGACCAAUUCUAUACCGUCUUUCAGCAUGAACGGGACAUCAAUUGGCGGGAAAACAUCCCUCGAUGCCGCCGACUACGAUCCUAUCGAACACCUAAAUCACCUCUUCCCGCACCCCUCCACCGUAACCUCCAUCAGCCGCGUUUCCGAUACACUGCAGACCCAUAAGAAUGACCUCGCUGUCGAAAUCACCAGCCUCGAGGUCGCCCAGGCCUAUGGUCCCGAUUCGAGCCUCGAGCGCAUGCAGUCAGCCCAAGCCGAACUCGCCCAGCUCUUCCGCAAGAUCGAGACAGUACGGUCCCGCGCAAUCCAGACCGAGCAGAACAUCACUUCUAUGACGGCCGAUAUAAAACGACUAGAUGGCACGAAACGGAACCUCACCCUGAGCAUGACGGCUCUCAAACGGCUUCAGAUGUUGACGACGGCAUACGAACAGCUGAGAGGCUUGGCCAAGACGAGGCAAUACAGAGACUGCGCGAGCCUACUACAAGCUGUGCUACAGCUUAUGAAGCAUUUCAACAGCUACAGGAGCAUUGAGCAGAUUGCCACGCUGAGCAGAGGCGUCUCGGAGCUGCAGCGGGAACUGUUGGAGCAGGUCUGCGAAGACUUUGAGAUCGCAUUUGCCAAGGGAGAGGUCACACAGCGCAGAGGCACACUGGUGGAGGCCUGUCUGGUUAUGGAUGCCUUGGGCGACAUGGCUCGGACGCGACUGAUGAACUGGUACGUCAAUACUGAACUGCGCGAGUAUCGCCAGGUGUUCAGGGGCAACGACGAGGCCGGGAACCUGGACAACAUCGGCCGCAGGUACGCGUGGUUCAAACGCAUGCUCAAGACUCACGAGGAUGAACACGCCGUCAUCUUUCCGCCCCAUUGGCGCGCGAAUGAAUUACUGGCCAUGGCUUUCUGCGACGGCACUCGAGACGAUUUCAAGGGCAUUCUCGAAAGAAGUAUGCGCAAGACGGAUGGGCAGAAAAUCGACGUCAACCUUCUCCUGAGCUGUUUACAGGAGACUUUGGACUUCGAACACGGCCUGGAAAGGCGCUUUGCCAACGAACCACGUGCCAGCAUAGACACCCUAAGCUCAUCCGACGACAGAGCAUCAAAUUUUCAUGGCUCUAUAUCAACCGCUUUCGAGCCUUACUUGAGUCUGUGGGUGGAGUCGCAAGACAAGCAGCUUGCUGCAAUGAUACCAAAGUACCGAAACCAGCCACUGCUGCCAGAAGACGAAGAAUUUUCCACGCAAGCCGUCAUAUCGUCGGCCAUUGAGCUCUUCCACUUUUACAAACUUACGUUAUCGCAAUGCGCCAAACUGUCUACCAGCGAUAGACUGUUGGAUCUUUCAAAGACGUUGGCAAAAUAUCUUGACGAAUACGCACAGCAAGUUCUGUUGCACAUUUUGCAAAGGGCUGGUCCUCAAGGGCCCCCGAUCCAAGACGUCAUUUUGGUAUUGAACACGGCAGAUUUCUGGUCUACAAAUACUACUCAGUUGGAGGAAAAUAUAAAGAAGCGCAUCGACAACGAGCUUGUCGCAAAAGUCGACCUGUCAUCGCAGGCUGAUGCCUUCCUUGGCGUAGCCAGCGCUGCUGUCCUGACAUUAGUACGUAACGUUGAGAUCGCCUGUGAGGGAUCUUGGCGUGAGAUGCGUAACACAGGCUGGAGCACCAUGGAGACUGUGGGCGACCAAAGCUCAUAUGUCGGUGAGCUUCUAUCUUCUGUGAAUGGCAAGGCCGAGGAGAUUUUAGGCCUUUUGGUCAAACAGCAAUACGCCAGAGCGUUUUGCGACAACUUGGUGGACCAUCUUGUAAAUGCCUACAUAAGCAACAUUGUACAAUGCCGCCCAGUUUCCGAGGUCGGCGCUGAACAGAUGUUGCUUGACAAGUACGUCUUGACGAAAGCAUUCGAGAAUCUCCUGUCCUACCACAACAAGUCAUCGUCGACACCGCACGCAGCACCAGCGGGCUAUGUGAAGCGAGUGAACCAGACAAUGAACCGCAUAGACCCUCUGCUCAAGACGCUGCAAGUCCGCCCUUCGCCGCCAGAGGGCUUGGUCCAAGCCUACCUGAUCCACAUUGCAGACCGUUCCGACACCAAUUUUAGAAAGAUUCUCGACCUCAAGGGCGUCCGCAAGGCUGACCAGGGUCACCUUGUGGAAUUAUUCGGCAUCCACCGCGAGGGCAAUCUCAGUGAUAAGCUCGUCCAGCAAUCUCCGCUGCUCACGCCGUUGAUGGCGACCACGGGGCUCGGUAGCUCCAGUCUUGGGGCCAUCAACGCGAGCACUGCUCUCACCAGCGCCAGCAGCGCCAUGCCCGGGUUGCCAAGCAAGUUUGACGCGACUUCUUUGGGCGAGAAGCUUCUGAGCGCAGCGAGGGACCUAGGACAGGGAACAGGUCCGGGGGGCAUCGCGGGUACGGAGAAGGCGACCAUGAAUGAGAACCUCAAGAACUUUGGCAAGUUCUUCCGGAGGGACAUUGGAGGUUUCGGCGCCAGGUUUGGGAAGAGGGACGAUAGUGCUGAUGGGCAACGAUGAGUGGGGGACUUGUGGUUUUAGGUAGUUCGAUAGAUCAGCAAGCAGGGUUAGAUAGAUGUUGAACAGGAUGGUCCCAACUGCCACUGCCACUGCCACUGCCACUUUUUGAGGUCUUGUAACCGUGCC
This is a messenger RNA of Colletotrichum godetiae, 2729 nucleotides long. RefSeq names its product Vps53-like protein. Lineage: Eukaryota; Fungi; Ascomycota; Sordariomycetes; Glomerellales; Glomerellaceae. Gene Ontology annotation, biological process: retrograde transport, endosome to Golgi. Gene Ontology annotation, cellular component: GARP complex. The record is from RefSeq and is a predicted model, not a curated record. Bases 30 to 2603 code for a protein of 857 amino acids. The transcript is spliced from 3 exons.